GACCGCAAGUACGUCAAAUUAACAAUCGGAAAAUCUACAAGGCUCCAGCUUCCCCUACAAAUACGGGAGCCUGCCCGCCUUCGUUCUUCACCAGCCACCCAUACCGCAAGAGGAAGCAAAGCAAUUUCCAAAGCAAAUCAGUUUUACACAGCAGAGUUCUGCAGCUAGCCGAUCGGCAAUGGCGACCAAGAUCUACAUCGUGUACUAUUCAACAUGGGGACACGUCGCCACGCUGGCGGAGGAGAUCAAGAAAGGCGCCGACUCCGUCCCCGGCGUCGAGGUCACCGUCUGGCGGGUGCCGGAGACGCUGCCGGAGGAGGUGCUGGGGAAGAUGCACGCGGCGCCCGGGCGCGAGGACCACCCCGUCAUAACGGCGCGGCAGCUGGCCGAGGCCGACGGCGUGCUGUUCGGCUUCCCGACGCGGUUCGGCAUGAUGGCGGCGCAGAUGAAGGCCUUCUUCGACUCCACCGGCGGCCUCUGGCAGGAGGGGGCCCUCGCCGGCAAGCCCGCGGGCGUCUUCUUCGCCACGGGCACGCAGGGCGGCGGCCAGGAGACCACGGCCCUCACGGCCGUGACGCAGCUCACGCACCACGGCAUGCUCUUCGUGCCCGUCGGCUACACGCACGGCGCUGGCAUGUUCGCCAUGGAUGAGGUCAAGGGCGGCAGCCCGUACGGAGCCGGCACCUUCGCCGGCGCUGAUGGCAGCAGGACGCCCACCGAUGCCGAGCUCGCCUUGGCGGAGCACCAGGGGAAGUACUUCGCCGGCAUCGCCAAGAAGCUCAAGGCCGUCGUCUGAACUGCUCACGGCACGGCGGUGCGGGAUUGCACAUCGUGUAUGGAUGGACUAGCACAUAUGCCCGUGCGUUAUAAUAGGAAGAUAAUUGUUUUUGCAACAAGCGGUGGAAAAUGUAAUUGAUGUUUUCAUAAUAACGAUCUCCACGGCGGUGGGUGACAGAGCGA
This is a messenger RNA of Aegilops tauschii subsp. strangulata, 960 nucleotides long. RefSeq names its product quinone-oxidoreductase QR2. Gene Ontology annotation, cellular component: membrane. Gene Ontology annotation, molecular function: NAD(P)H dehydrogenase (quinone) activity; FMN binding. Lineage: Eukaryota; Viridiplantae; Streptophyta; Magnoliopsida; Poales; Poaceae. The record is from RefSeq and is a predicted model, not a curated record.